This is a messenger RNA of Sesamum indicum (sesame), 1157 nucleotides long. RefSeq names its product Chalcone-flavanone isomerase family protein (gene FAP3). Gene Ontology annotation, molecular function: fatty acid binding; intramolecular lyase activity. NCBI's taxonomy places the organism in Eukaryota, Viridiplantae, Streptophyta, Magnoliopsida, Lamiales, Pedaliaceae. The record is from RefSeq and is a predicted model, not a curated record. Gene Ontology annotation, cellular component: chloroplast stroma. Gene Ontology annotation, biological process: fatty acid metabolic process.
UAACUCCUACAGUAAACUGUCUGUAAAUCUAUACAGUAUCUCAAUUGUUUAAUGCAAAUGGGCAUAGGAAAUUCCUCCGUGCUGAUAGUCGCAUUCUCAGAAAAUGGCUUCAACAGUAGCAAUAUCCACGCCUCUUUCCCAUUCAUCAUCCCCCAACCCCAAAGGCAAGCCCUCUAAUCUAAACCCAAGAAUCUGCUUUCUUGCUACCACUCCAAACAAGCAGCUAUCAGCACUCAAGCACACCAAGACUUCUGCCUCCACAUUUCCUCCAAAUCUCUGCAUUAAGAGGAGGAAUGCUGGACUUGAGGGCCGCCUAUCACCUAAAGCUGCUUCAUCUUCUUCAGUUGUAAGUUCAGAGUACACAGAAGAACCCGAGACCAAGGUAAAAUUUCAAACAUCACUGAGCCUUCCAGGUUGCUCCUCAUUAUCAUUACUUGGAACUGGAUACAGGGAAAAAGUCUUUGCAAUAAUUGGGGUUAAAGUCUAUGCUGCGGGACUGUACACAAAUCAGUCCGUCUUCAGCAAGUUAGAUGCCUGGAAAGGACGCUCAUCGGUGGAGUUGCAACAGGAUUCAUCAAUUUUUGAUGCAAUUUUUCAGGCUCCAUUAGAGAAGUCACUACAUAUUAUUCUUGUAAGAGAUGUAGACGGUAAAACAUUUUGGGAUGCAUUGGAUGAAGCCAUCUCUCCAAGAAUUACAUCACCAACCCCGGUCGACGAAUCUGCACUCUCGACGUUCCGUAGCAUCUUUCAAGGACGGCCCCUUAAGAAAGGAACUUCAAUAUUCUUGACUUGGUUGGACACAACAAAAAUGCUUGUUUGUGUAUCACCCGAUGGGGCGCCUUCUUCUGUUGAUGCUACAAUUGAAUCAUCAAACGUCACGUCCGCUCUCUUUGAUGUGUUUCUUGGAGGUAAUCCGGUGUCCCCUUCUCUGAAAGCUUCAGCUUCUAAUGGAUUAGCUGCAACACUCAAGUAACUGAGUCGUUCUCUUAAGUUCUAACGUUUAUUCAUUUCCUAUAAAAAGAAACUUAUUCUCACUGAGUUGCUCCAGUUUUUGUACGCGUAUCUAUAUGUUUAUGAAUGGAUUCGUAUUGUUUGCUCAUAAACGAUGUUCGUUUUCUGACUUGUUAAGAUGCUGAAGCACAAUUUCAAGCCCCUGA